Molecule: messenger RNA, 1551 nt
Organism: Chelmon rostratus (copperband butterflyfish)
Lineage: Eukaryota; Metazoa; Chordata; Actinopteri; Chaetodontiformes; Chaetodontidae
Gene: rmi2
Product: RecQ mediated genome instability 2
Exons: 2
Coding region: 36-476 (146 amino acids)
Biological process (GO): negative regulation of double-strand break repair via homologous recombination; maintenance of rDNA; regulation of sister chromatid segregation
Cellular component (GO): cytosol; nuclear speck
Source: RefSeq, a predicted model, not a curated record
AGUUUUUCAGGCUGGGGAGACAGCAGCAGUCGGUAAUGAGCCAAAGAGAGAAGACAGCCGGAGAGAGGAAACGCCCGGUGCCCGUUAAAGUGUUGUCGGCUCAGCUGAGGGCGGCGGGGAACCGGAGGACAGCCGACAGCGGGGAUGCGUAUGUUAUCAGGCCGGGUGGGGGUCGCUCUCUGCUGGUCUCACUGGUGUGGAUGCAGGGAACUGUGCUGGAGGUCCAGCUGGACAGAAACACCGUCCUGCUGAUGGAUGAGACGGGAACCUUUGCUGUUCAAGGCGUCAACAACAUCCCCAAAGGGAAGCCAUGUUUGUCCCAAGGCAAAUAUGUCAUGGUGAUGGGUGUCAUCCAGGCCGUCUCCCCGGAGCCAGUCAUCCGUGCGGUGAAGAUGGCAGACCUCUCCGAGCUCGCCGCGCUUCACAGACGGAUGUGGAAGCUGGAGGUGGAGGACCUGCAGCAGGUGCUGGCCUGAAUGCAGAGCCGUCGGAGGAAACGCUGCCUUUCCUGGUGGUGGGACGACCUGCUCUUGUCAUGCGUGUCCAGCUGGGUGUGCGGUAUUGAAGUGAGUCUUGACAAAUGGGGGAAAAAAAAACUACCUCACAGGACUGAACAGCACAUUCUGCAAAGAUGUCAUGGCCCUGACCGGGAGGUGUGAUGCAAGAGUGACAAAGACUUUGACAUAAGAAAACAGUAUUUACACUGAAGUGUGACGCUUAAAUAACAGAAGUUAUUUCCCACUUGGCUCCUGCUCCAAUGAGAUUAGAGACUUUUAGAGAAGAACUGGAGCUGUAGGCCCCUCUGCUGGAUUUAUAGCUCUAAACACAUGUACCUGAAGUGCACCACCUCAGAACAGUUGCUAACACAGUUAAUUUAAAGGGUUAAACAGGGUUAAAACAGAAGUUAUCCAGCUAAAGGAACGAUCCCUCCAACCAUCUUCCUGAAAUGAUCGCUAAACUCGAUCCGCUAAUGCAGAAAAGGAACACCCACAGCGAGGCAUCUUGCAUCUUUAACUUAUCUUUGGAAAUUUCUUGUCAGAUUGCAGCACUAAAAUUAUAUUUGUAAUUUUUUAUUCAUUAGAGUGGCUGUCAGAUGGUUUUACAAAUAUUAAAGAUGGUUGUUUGAAAUAUUAACCAUGUUCAUUUCUGCCUGUGACACAGUAGUGGGAUGUGCAUUUAUACUCAGGUGUGUCCACUUCACAGUACUUUAUAUUUUAGAGGAAAACAUUGUACUUCAGUAUAAUAAUUUGACAGCUGUGGCUUGCAAAGACCUACGUAUAAAAUAUAUUAUGAACUAAGAUCUGAUCCAUUUUGAACUACACAACAGUUAAAAGCUGCUUAUAUAUUAAUGCAUCAGUAAGAAUAACAACAAAAUAUUAUAGAAUAACUCACAGGGGGAAUUUUUUCUGAAAUGAGGACCUUUCCAUUUUAUACUUUCAGUGCAUUUUGGGAACUAGUUUUACUUGUAAAGGAAUACUUUUACAGUGUGGUAGUACUAUUAAUUAAGGAAAAGAUCUGAAUACUUCCACCAGUGGUUACAGAUGUGUAAUA